Molecule: messenger RNA, 636 nt
Organism: Penicillium maclennaniae
Lineage: Eukaryota; Fungi; Ascomycota; Eurotiomycetes; Eurotiales; Aspergillaceae
Exons: 1
Coding region: 1-636 (211 amino acids)
Molecular function (GO): protein binding
Source: RefSeq, a predicted model, not a curated record
AUGAGCGAAAUCGAUAUCUUCAACCAAUAUCCCCUCCAUAUCGACCCGCAAACUAAAUCCAUCUCCCUCCCUCAAUCAUCUGCCUACACACCCACGCAAAUAACCGCCAUCAAUGCCGAGCUCCAUGAACUAAAUGACCUGCACCGCUCUUUCCUCUCCAUAGAAGGACCCGCAGGUAUCCCUCCACCCCCUCUACCUGUCAACCCGAAGCGAAGCGCCCAAAUUACCAAACUUCGCGACAGCGCCAACGCAACCUACCGCAAGGGAAACCAUGUCGAAGCCGUCCGCCUAUACACCUAUGCCAUCGAUAUGGCUCUCUCGCGACCGGGUUGGGAACCCGUUUCCCUCGCCCGAGAAGAAUUAUCUGGUCUUUUUGGGAACCGCGCGCAGGCACACAUGGCGAUGCAGGCGUGGCCGGAGGGAUUCGUUGAUGCGAAGUCAAGUGUUGACUCGAAGCCUGUUGGGAAUGUCAAGGCUUGGUGGCGCGUCGCUAAGUGUCUUGCUGAGAUGACGCGGUAUGGAGAGGCCAAGUCGUUUUUGCUUAAGGGGCUGGAGAUUGAGGGGAGAGAGAGUGAGGGUGGCAAGGAGCUUGUGGCGCUUCUCGAGGAUGUUGAGGCUGCUUUGAAGCGGGCUUAG